UUUUUUGCAGGGGGCGGGGACCUCUCUCCCCACUUAACCCAAUAGACGCAACCUGUCAGCGGAUGAAAGCAGGCGCCGGGAGCGCGGCGGGGCCACUCGGUGACCUGCGCGUCAAUCAGCGGAGAGGCUCCACCGACGCCAGGUUAACGCGUUUAAUUAACGCUGUGCGCGCAACUUUACCUGUUGCCCCUCCGUCUGCUUGUUCAGGAGAUAACGAUGGAGUGGCGCCAGCAGACGAGCGUCAGCUGCGCGGACGCGUUCGCCGAAGCUCAGCGUUGGAUUGAGGAAGUGACUGAAAAGUCAUUUGAUUGCAAUAACUUCCGCGCUGCUUUGGAGAAUGGCGUCCUGCUGUGCGACCUCAUCAACCGAUUGAAGCCUGGCAUCAUCAAGAGGCUGAACAGGCUCUCUACGCCCAUGGCCGGCCUGGAUAAUGUGAACGUGUUCCUAAAAGCCUGUGGGAAACUGGGCCUGAAUGAGUCUCAGCUGUUCCAUCCAGGAGACCUGCAGGACCUGUCCACCCGCGUAACACUCAGACAAGAUGAAAGCAGUAGGAGACUCAAAAAUGUUCUGAUCACGAUCUACUGGUUGGGCCGUAAAGCUCACCAGGACGCGUUCUACAGCGGCCCCCAGCUCCACUUCAAGGCCUUCGAGGGGCUUUUGGGCUUGGCCUUGUCCAAGGCCCUGGACGAAGGCAGCAGCGUGUUUGCGAAAGACGGCUGGUACCCGGAGAGAGAGGACGCUCAAAGUGUGGGGCCGAGCUACAGGAGAGGGAAUUCUGUGGAUAGCGUGGACUCCGUGGACUCGCGGGCCGUCUACCCAAGCGCCGAAGGCUUCGGGAGCGACGCAGAAGCGGAGCAGGAGUUUAAGAUGGAGGCGGCGCAGACCUCAGCCCGGCGAAGCAAAGGAAACAUCCCCCCACCCAUCCUACGCAGGAAACACCGCCAGGAGAGUGGAAAGGGCUAUGGCAGCCCACUCAGCAGAGAAACUCAAAACCAGGUCAGGCCUCUGAGACCAGUUCAGGUCAACCCUGGCUGGAUUUGGAGCAAGUCACUGAGCGACAUACCGAUGGUGUACCCUGCUCGCAAAGGGCCCGGCGAGAACGCGCUGAAUGACGCGGACCAGGACGCUAGGACGGAGCGAGAGUGGCUUCAAGAAGGCAAAGAGGCGAGCGAUGCGGCUCCCAAGGACAGUGAAGCUCACUGGCAUGAAGACCUGAAUAAAUGGAAGAGUCGUCGCAGGAGCACGACGUCUGACCUUCGCACCAAGUCACAGGACAGAGAGCACGUCAUCCACCAGAUGACCAACGGGGCCGCGGCAGACUUCAAGAAUGAACCACAGAAGAAUUCUUACCAGCAGACGCCUCGCAGGCCAAGCCCCGCCCCCCGUCCAUUCUCUGACCUCCGGCCACAUACUCGAGCUCUGCUGUCCCGCAGUUACGCCACUGAAGCUCCUUUCAGUCCUACUGUCCUAAACCCUGGUGACUCGGACCACGCACGGGCAAAGGCGCCGUCGGUUGGAGCCGUUCAUGCCUGUGAGGGUCGCGUCCUGGGCGAGGAGACCCACGUUGCCUUGGCUUCAGAUGGAGCGGGGGUUACCACGCCGUCCUCGAGCCGUCCUUUCAGCUCGCAGACCCAGGUCAGGGCCCAAGUCAGCCUGACUGGACACCAGCCAGAGCAGGCGACCGCGAAGCAAGUGUCGACGCUGAUCACAACCCUUCAGCCGAAGGAGGUCUCGAAAUCCACCAGCACCAGGGAUUUCGCAGCAUUUUCGCAGAGAUCGCAGAAAGAGAGCCCGAAGACGAGGCGGCAAUCUGCCAUCGAGCAAGGCAGAGGGCCGCAGGCCACGGGCGUCUACAAGAACUGGUCCAGCUCGGCCAGCCUCCCCCGUGGCUUCCGGCGGUCGGAGGGCUCGUCCCGCCUCUCGUCGGCCAUCACAGCCAGACCGUUUGGGACCAGGCUCUCCAGGGUGUCCUCGCUGAAACGUUACAAUGUGGAUCACAGUGACAUGAGAGUGAGUCUCACGCUUAAACCCAACAGCAGACAGGACUUUGGUUUCCAGACCCGGUGGGACUCCACAGGGGCAAGAGUCAAGUGCAUUGAGCCCGGCAGUCCAGCGGAGCUUUGCCAGCUGUGUGUAGACGAUGAAAUUGUGGCCCUGGACGACGUUCCGGUUGCACACAUGAGCGACGAGCAGUGGAAAGCUAACAUGACGCACGCCCUGCAGCACGGCAGCCUGACCAUGGACGUGCGGCGCUAUGGAAACAAGGACUGGAGCAGUGGCGAGCAGAGUGGACCCAAGCAGCCGGGCCAGAGCAGGAUGACACUGAAUCUGACCCCGACAGCGAGCGUUCUGAUUGGCUGCACUGAUCCCCAUGCCGGCGGCGCUGCCUCUGCAGACGCCGCCGCCACAAAAGUCUCCAAAUUCAAUGGGCAGACAGAAAACGUUAAACAAGGUAAAGUGACGGAUGGGGAGAAUGGUGACAGCUACAGGAAGCCGAGCAAAGCUUAUAAUAAAAUUAUUAGAAGAAAUCAGAAAAGAAGGACAGAGUUUUUCAAAUCCAGAGGAGGGUCCGAGUCUGCGAUCUCUGACCUCCAGGUGCCGUCCCUCCACCCCUCCUCCUGCAGCUGGUCGUGGGACUGUGAGGAGGACCGCAGGCGGCAGGAGAAGUGGCAGGAGGAGCAAGAGCGCCUCCUGCAGGAGAAAUGCAGGCGGGAUCAGGAGAGGCUGGAAGCAGAGUGGCGCAAGGCGCAGCAGGAUGCGUUUGGGGAUUCCUGCUGGAAGUCGGGGCAGGACAACAUGGCGGCGCUCAGCGGACCGCCUGCCGGGGCCCAGCCUCGCGUUAAUGGAGUGACCAGCAAAGCCGCGGGAGAGUGGAGCACUGACCAAGAGCAGCCGAAAGAAGCCGGAGCGAAACCCCUGACGGACCCGGACUGUCUGUCUCCGGCGCACAGGACAAAGUCCUUGUCCACCCCUGAGCUGUCUGGGCCCCACAAGCAGGCAGGAGGCGAUCAGAGGAAAAGAAAAGGUCAGUCCGUGUCCAAGGCUGAGCUGGAGAGGCAGCAGAUCCUGGAGGAGAUGAAGAAACGGACCCAGCUGCUGACGGACAACAGCUGGAUCCGUCAGCGCAGCAGCAGCUUUCACAGGGAGCCCGGCUGCGUGGGGCUUCCUCUGAAGAGGCACGACUCGCUGGACGCGCUGGACGCGCUGCACCAGUCGCCGGCGUUGCCCGCGCCGUACGGCCACCCUCGCCCCCACUCGGCCGCCGCCGGGUUCUGUGCUCCCAGCAGGAACUCCUCGUCCCGCUACAGCACGGGAGCAGCGACGCCCCAGAGGAGCGCGUCCCGGGAGCGCUCGCACCGCGGCAGCGGCGUGUGGGCUGCUGCAGACUCCUCGGAGGAACCGAGACCGGAGUCCAGGCUCGACUCCAGAACGGGAACCCCUACUGUCAGCCCUGCUAUUUUCAACCCAAGUCCCCUGAUGCCUCCAUGUGAGCAGCAGGCCGUCCUCCAUAUUACAGAAUGAGCAAGUGAAAAACCAAGACAAGAGGAAGUUGAGAACCGUGUGAAGCUCCUCCAGAACCAACCUGUGCCUUUCACAAUAACUGCUGGUAACUGUGAGCUUCGUAGAUUCUUAAAAGCUGUUCUUAAUGCAACAAGGGUUAAUGUUAGUUUGUCGUAUUUCUGCUAAUUUAUUUCCAAGAAUAUUUAGAUUAAUAUAUGAAAUAAAGUACUGAUGACAAUUGUUAGUGUUGAGUUGAAGCUUUUAUUUUAGUGUUUAUCUUGUUGUUGUUUGGGUUUUUUUUUGUUUUUUUUUCGCCCAUAUUAAAACAUUCUUGCUUGGAACUCGUGAGGGGGAACAUUUCAACAUGUACUGAGACUUUCUGCUGUUGUGAUGAAGUGUAUGUGGUGUAUGUGUAACUCUUAUUCCUCACAUGACCUGGGCGUCUUGACUGUUUUUGCCUUUGUAAAUAAAGUACAGUGAACAUGGUA
Molecule: messenger RNA, 3989 nt
Organism: Betta splendens (Siamese fighting fish)
Lineage: Eukaryota; Metazoa; Chordata; Actinopteri; Anabantiformes; Osphronemidae
Product: LIM domain only protein 7-like
Exons: 29
Coding region: 217-3522 (1101 amino acids)
Biological process (GO): regulation of cell adhesion; regulation of signaling
Molecular function (GO): protein binding
Source: RefSeq, a predicted model, not a curated record